Messenger RNA from Loa loa (African eye worm), 2440 nucleotides. RefSeq lists its product as hypothetical. Gene Ontology annotation, cellular component: membrane. The coding region runs from base 68 to 2440 and encodes 790 amino acids. Lineage: Eukaryota; Metazoa; Nematoda; Chromadorea; Rhabditida; Onchocercidae. The transcript has 15 exons. The record is from RefSeq and is a predicted model, not a curated record.
AGUUAUAGCCUUUGUUUGGAUGCAAAAGAAGGAGACGAUGAGCUAACAGAAAUUCAAGUUACAAUCAAUGGGUGCUAGUGAAGAAAGUCAAAGCAAGUGCAGCCAGAAAACAGUUUUAUCGCUAUUUUUCUUACUUGAAUUGAUUGCUUAUGUUUUGGGCUGUGUCGCUCUGAUAAGCCCAAGCUGGCAGUAUGUAUAUCUUGAAAAUGGACGUACAGAGCAUCACCAUGGAUUGUGGCUUGAUUGUAAACGCGAUUAUUCUCAUGAUUAUGGCCGGAGCCGUGAGUAUUACGAGACUUUGUAUAGGCUUAAUAAACAGCAGUCACCAUUUGAUCAGUUUUUUCUCACAUCAUUGUUAUGUGUAUACAAAUUUGAUUAUUACAUUGAUACCGAAGAUCUCUAUGAUCAUAAUCAUGACGAAAAUCGCCUCCAGGAUGAUGCCAACCAACAUUUACUGUUGGGUUGGAAGAUAGCAUCAUUGGCUGCUCUUGGAUUUGCGGCACUAACAGCAAGUGCAGCAUUAUUGCUUUCAGUCUGCGCUUUUUGCCAUCGUACUCUUAUUUGCGCUGCAGCUGUUCUUGUAACUGUUGCUGCCUUGGUGUCUUCUGCGGGCUUAUUAAUAUUUUACAUCUGGGCCAACUAUCAGGACAACAAUAUUAUUAAAGAAGAAGAUGGCAUCUAUGAGCAGUAUUUUGGAUGGGCACUAUAUGUGCAAAUAGCGGGGACGACGAUGCAGUUUCUAGCAUCCUUUGUAGGCUGCGCUGUUACCUCAAUGGCAUUCAAGAAAAGCCGGACUAAACUGGUCAAGAUCGAGGUGGUUGAUAGAGACAAUUCAACCUUACUUGACCGAACAGUUUCGUUCCCAUUCAAGCGUUCGUUUUCAGCGGUUUACAAAUUGGAUUCAGCUGACCUCCAGAAGUGGGAAAAGGAUUACACUAGUAUCGUUCAGUCAAAUGACAUCACUAAACGGCGCGCAGUAUCGGUACCAAAUUUCAAGAAGUACCCGAGAAAGAGUCAACACAGUCCACAGGAAAGCAAAAUCACGAAACCCACUUCCAAUUUAUUUGCGAGUAUCGACCAAUCAAACUUAAACACUACUUCCAGAACAUUUUCCUCAACAGCAAAAAUACCACAGCCACUUUCACUUCCAGUUCCAAAGUCAAUUUUAAAAGCUUCAUCAAAACAGCCUUCAACGAUAUCGAAUGCAAAUCGACGAUUAAACGAUGAUCCUGAUCUGACUUAUGAAUAUUUGCCGGGCGAUUCCGUAAGAAAAUCAAGAAGUACGGAAACGUUAAAUAAGUCAUUCACAGCGAACUUUGCUAAUACCAAUUUAUUCGAUCAGAUCAGGGAUAUUCCUGGUCAGUGCACCCAUUCAGGAAGUUCAAUCAAUGUCUAUGAUAAAGUGUACGAGCACAUCCUAAAUAUGGCUAAACCACACGAUCAUGAAGAUACAAACAGUUCUUAUAAUAAUAUUGCAAUUUCUGCUAUUCAUUCUGAUCAAGAACAGACUAGUGAUGACGACGUUGGAAGAAGUACGCUUAUCAACGAUGUGACCUCUUGUUUGAGCGCCACAGUGACUAAAUUAGAUUUCGCAAAUUUUCUUGGAACGAUCACUGUACCGAUGAAUUUAUGUGCAUCUACUGAGAUGCGUCAAAAUCUCCCAGUUGCAUCAAGUGAUGCAUUUAUGACUCCACGGCGUGGCUUCGACAAAACAUUGACGCAGCGGAGCGCAACAACAUCUAAUUUGCGAGGUUUUCUCGCAGAGCAAAACGCGAAUUCUCAUUUUCCAAAUGGACAUCGACUGACUCAUGUUCUGGAUGGUAUUGCUAUGGACACAUUCGAUCUCGGAACAUUUACAGGAAAAAAAGGGGAAAGAUCUGUUAAGAAUUUGGCUUUCCGACCCGAAAAAAACGGAAGCAUUGAAACUUCCGAACAUACUAAUAAUUUAUCAGAAUACAGUUCACUGAAUAAAUGUGUGCUGAACAAGAGAAAAAUAUCAGAUUCAAUAAUAAAAACUACUCUACCAGAAAACAAUGAUAUGCAAACGACAUGCAAUGUUAUUUCUUCCCCUUAUAUAUGUUCGGCAGAUGAAUUGGAUCGUUCCGUAGCCUUAUCGGAUACGUGUGACAGUAAAGCGGCUGUAAAGAGUAGCGAUCAGCAACGCGAAGCACAACUUUGUUUGAAUUUGUUCAUGAAUGACGGAGUAACGCCGUUACUUAUAACAAACAAUUCUAGUAAUGGCUUAGCUGAAGGAAAAAAAGCAGUAUCACCACCGUCUAGCGACGUAUUGGUGAUUGUUGCCAUUAUCCAGACGGGUAAAAUAUGCCGAGUAAUACAUCGAGGUUUUAUCACUACUUUUGAACAUAUACUACUUCUUGAGAACUCUUCAGUUGUUCUGAAAAGCACGUGUACAUUUUUCGUUCGGAAUUUCUUACCUUGA